Owenia fusiformis is the source of this 1264-nucleotide messenger RNA. The record is from the annotation of a GenBank genome assembly. NCBI's taxonomy places the organism in Eukaryota, Metazoa, Annelida, Polychaeta, Sabellida, Oweniidae.
AUUCAGUCCGCAAAGAAAACAACAUGGCGUCCAAAGAUUCUCAAAAUGUCAAUGUGGUAUCAAGUGAUGAGGAACCUGAUACUGGCCCCUCAGAGAACCAGAAGGCAAAGGAAAUAGCUCUGAUUGAUCCAAAUGUCAUAGACUUGGAUCUUAACCAUACGAGGAUAGGAAAGAUAGAAAAACUUGAGGCACUAACCAAAGUUGAGACAAUCUGCUUUCGCCAGAACCUCAUAAGUAAGCUGGAAGGACUUGACACGCUUGGAGACACACUGCGUGAACUAGAUGUCUAUGACAACCAGAUUACUCAAAUUGAGGGUAUCCAGAAUCUAGUUAAUCUUGUCUUGCUUGAUUUGUCAUUCAAUCGUAUAAAAAAGAUAGAAAAUGUGGGUGACCUUCAUAAAAUAAAGAAGAUCUUCUUUUCAUCGAACAAAAUCAGCAAGAUUGAGAACCUGGAUCACAUGACAGAACUGGAAAUGCUAGAGUUGGGUGCAAAUAGAAUUCGCGUUAUUGAAAAUAUCUCAACAUUCACAAAGCUGACGGAGCUAUUCCUUGGGAAGAAUAAAAUCACCACUAUAUGCAACCUGGAUAGCUUGGUCAACCUCACUAUAUUAGAUAUACAGAGUAAUCGCCUGCUAAAAGUUGAAGGACUUGAAAGUCUUGUGAACCUAGAACAGCUUUAUCUCAGCCACAAUGGAAUCUCAGUCAUAGAGGGACUGGACAAAAAUUUAAAGCUCCAAACAGUGGACCUAGCUGCCAACAGAAUUGAGAAAAUAGAAAACCUCAACCAUCUAACAGAAUUGGAGGAACUUUGGUUAAAUGACAACAAUGUUUCACAAUGGGAGAAUAUUCUGCACCUGAAACCACUCACCAAACUAGAGACAGUCUAUCUAGAACGUAACCCUAUCUGGCGUGAAGAAAACAACCCAACGAAAAUUAAUGUGAACUAUAGACGUAAACUCAUGCUUGAUUUGCCACAGUUGAAACAAAUUGACGCCACCUAUUGUAGAUAGUAGUGAAGGUGUUGAUGUGGUAUGGUACAAUCACAGAAAAUCAGGUUGAUUGUUGACUUGUGACACAUUGCUCAUUGUUCUGAAGUAUUUAUUUCAUUAUGACUGUAAUGUAGUGGAAUAUGCAUAUGAGAGAAUAUUACAUGCAGCUGAGUUAUUAAGAGGACACUUUUAUGAUGUUGUGAAAAAUUAUUUGACAUGUGGAUGCAGUCAAUACUGCCUCUGAAGAUUAUUCAUUGGCCCAUUCUAAAUGCAAA